This is a messenger RNA of Colletotrichum chrysophilum, 696 nucleotides long. RefSeq lists its product as uncharacterized. The transcript has a single exon. NCBI's taxonomy places the organism in Eukaryota, Fungi, Ascomycota, Sordariomycetes, Glomerellales, Glomerellaceae. The record is from RefSeq and is a predicted model, not a curated record. The coding region runs from base 1 to 696 and encodes 231 amino acids.
AUGCUGGUUUCGAAUGUCUUCUUUCUCAUCAUCGUUGGUCCGGCCAUGGCGGCGCCAGUAACCCGCUUGCGGGAUGAGGCAAGGCUGGUUACAGCAGGCACACCUCCACCGCCUCCAAAAGGGAUGACUGGAAAGGUCCCGGCCGUAGCUGUAACGUCAAAACCGCAGCAGGAGCAGGAGCCCAAUAUCUCCGAGGCCCCCAAGGCCCCCGAGGCCCCCGAAGCUCCUGAUAACUUCGAUGCUCCUUAUACCAUCGAUCCUCUGCCAUAUCAUAACCCUACCCCCGAAGUCGCGAACUAUCCCAACGGUGCGAACUACCCCGACGCCGCAAACUACCCCGACGCCGCGAAUCAUCCCGAUGCUGUGAGCUAUCCUGACACCGCCAACUACCCCGAUGUCGCGAGCUAUCCUGGCCCAAACAACGAAGUCAAUCCACCGCCCCUGAGACGUCGACGAGUCCUACCCCUAGCUCCAAGAAGAGACCCGAAACAACACGCCGCCAACGUGGAGGCUAUCAACGACCGGAAGGCCUUCCACGCAUCUCGCGUUGAGAAGUGGAACUACACUUGGGGCCAUUACCCAGUUACCAGGCAGAAGGGGCAGCCUGUGCAGCCAGGCACACCGGGCACGGGAGGAGGCCACCAUGUCAAGUCUUGCCCGGCAAAUAAGGACUAUUCCAAGUGUAUCACUCAUUGA